This is a messenger RNA of Monoraphidium neglectum, 984 nucleotides long. RefSeq lists its product as hypothetical. The record is from RefSeq and is a predicted model, not a curated record. NCBI's taxonomy places the organism in Eukaryota, Viridiplantae, Chlorophyta, Chlorophyceae, Sphaeropleales, Selenastraceae. The coding region runs from base 1 to 984 and encodes 327 amino acids. The transcript is spliced from 2 exons.
AUGGCUCGCGAGUGUCGGGUGAUCCUGGCGGUGGCACUGCUGCUCGCCCCCGGGGCCCUGGGCGCAUCCCUCAAGGCCGGCGGCCUGACAGACCCUGGCAGCCGCGCCCUGGGCAUCCAGGCCGUCGACACCGGCAGCCCCGGCAUCCUGGGGGGCAGCUGGUUCAGCCCUGCUAGCAGGGGCCCCCCCACCAGUUUGAGCAGCACUGGUUUUGGCAGCAGCCGCAGCGGCCUCGGCAACUUGUUGCCUGGCUUUGGCGGUUUCGACAACGCCCUCAACACCCGCGGCAGCCGAGGCCAGGUCUCCAACCUCUUGGGCAGCCGGCCAUUCGGCGGCCGCACGCCCGGGUUUCCCCCCUCACUCGCAUCUUCCGGCGGCAGUGGCAGCGGCUUUGGCAGCAGCGGCGGCGCGGUCCCCGCUUACACCAACACAGGCGGUGCCGGGACCAUCUUCCGCCGCCUGGGCGAGCAGGCCGCUGCCGCCGCCGCCGCCAGCGCAAGAAUUGAGGCCGUCGGCGGCCGCACACCCGGCUCCGCCGCCCCCGAUGCCGUCACAAACUCUAUGGGCGCCCUCGCCACCGGCCCGUACCGCGACCUGAUCAUCAACUAUGGCAGCAUGGCCGCCCUGGGGGCCAGGGCAGCCCCCAGCUUUCACAAAUCUGGCAGGCCCGCCGCCGACCAGGGCGGCCGUGGCCAGAUCUUCCGCCGCCUGGGCGAGCAGGCCGCCGCCUCUGCGGCCGCCAACACCAUUGCCAUGGGCGGCCGCACGGCCGGCUUUGCCCCCUCCGACCGCGCCCCCAUCACCAACCCUGCGGGCAGCAGCUGGGGCAGCUUUAACUCCAAGGGCGUGCAUGCCACUCCCCAGUACCGCGGCAUGCUUGGCAACUAUGACAGCGUGGCCGCCCCGGGGACCAGCGGGGCCCCCAGCUUUGACAAAUCUGGCAGCCCCGCCGCCAACCAGGGCGGCCAUGGGUCCAUCUUCUGA